CUUUCACUUUGAAACUCAUCCGUGCAGGGACUGUCUGUGUUCCACACCGAUAUCCACGGAGUACAACAUGCAACAGCACGGCCCGUCGAGCUUUCAGAAUCUGAAGGAGGAACUUGUAUGUUCAGUGUGCUUCCAAGAGCUUGAAGACCCAGUCUCCAUCGCCUGUGGCCACACCUUCUGCAGAAAUUGCAUCGCUUAUUACUGGGACAACUCACAACAAUUAAAUUGCCUCUGCCCCGAGUGCCAGAAGGUUUGUCCCAAAGAUCAGCUGAUUCCUGUCUACAGACUCAGGAAUGUGCUCACAAAGGUCCAAGAGGGGGUAAAAGCAAAGCAGACCAAGAAGGAGGAACUGGACUCUGCCAUUCAGUUUGUUCACACCGAUCAGUCAGGUCAACUGCAAGUAGAUGAGGCUGCCAUCAAGACCUGUCUCUUCAACCACGAGGUCUUGGAUUACCCCGUGUGCCUAAUAUGUGUGAUUGGAGAGAAAGGAAGAGGUAAAUCCUGCCUCAUAAACUGCAUCCUAAAGGCUCUGUCCUGCCAGGAGAAAGGCCAGCCAUUAAGCCUUGGAUCAGGCAAUGAGCCAGCACGUGGCUUUGGAAUAACUGGUAAUGGCAUCUGGAUCUGGAGGAGGCCGUUCAUUCUAGAACAUUAUGGAGAAAAGAUGGCAGUGUUUGUCCUGGACACAGAAGACUCGUUGGAUAGCUCCAGUGACUCUGGGAUUAGUCUCUCUGCUAUAUCAGCAGCACUAAGCUCAUGUCUGAUUUUCAAUGUUCUCUUUGGCCUGAAAACAGAAGAAUUGGAUUAUCUUGAGAUGUAUCUCAAUGUUGCAGAGCUUGUAGGAAAAUUCUUUGAAUUGCAUUCCUUACAGCACCUGGAUAUCCUUGUACAUGACUAUCAUAAUGAAAACAAAGAUGGUCAGAGCUACAAAAGAUUGCAAACUGAGAUUUUACAAAGCCAGUCCAGAUACAGAUUGGUGUCUGAGACCCUGAGAAACUCAUCCGUGGCCUGCUGCCUUCUACCCCACCCAGAGAGAGAGCUUCUGAAUGCAAGUCAAGGGGAGUUGACAGAUACGACAGAGGAUUUCCAGAAUCUCCUGGGAGCUUACAUAUAUGAACUGGUGGGCAAUUUGUGGCGCCACGUUAAAACUGAUAAGAACGGGAGGAAAAUGAGCUGCUCACAGCUGGCGAGAAUAUUGAAGACGAUCGUGAAAAGUUGGAAUAAUGAGCAAUACAGAUGUGCCUCCCCUUUGCAGUUGUACUCUGCAUUUGAAAAUCACAAGAAAUUGGAAAAUAUUAAAGAAGAAUUCUGGAAUUUUAUAAUGGAGACGGCAUCAGAAAUGUCUGACCUGAUAAAUAAGAAUGUGCUCCCAGCUACAUUGGAGAGCAGAAUUAGCAUUGGUGCCAGUGAAUUACAGGAAAAAUUGAAAGGUUCUAUAGAGGACACUGAUGGAAUAGUAAAUCAAUGGCUCACAGACCUGAAAUCCUACACGCACCAACAGCAGGGAAAGUUCUGCCAAGACUAUUCCAAGAAGUUCUAUGAACAUAAACAUCGUGAAAGCAAGAAGAUCAUUAAAAAGAAGUUUAAUGAUUUCCUCCUGUGUAGGGCAGCAGAAACAUCUACUCUAUUCGCAAACUUGACUUCAAAACCAUCGAAAAUGGAGCGCAAGAUCAAUGAGGGUGUUAAUAAGUUCCUGGCUGAUUUUAAGAAUUUAAUAGGCAAUACUGAUAACCAAGAAGAGAAGCGACUAUUGGAUGAGAUGAAACUGUAUUUGCGUCAACAGCAGAAGAAGUUCUCCAAUGAAUAUUCUAAGAACUAUUAUUCUAGGAGGCUACGGAUUUUGAUGCGUGGGGCGCUUGGGUCAGCAGGAGUAGGAGCCCUAUGGAUAUUUGGUGUCUCGCAACUUGGAGCUAUAAUGACUGCCCCAGUCAUGGCAGGAGUCAUUGGAGGGGGAACAUUUCUGAUUUUGGGUAAAGUUGUACUUAGAAGGCCAAUUACUAAUACUUAAUAGGAAACAAUGGUCUAGAGAUGAUAGAAAUGCCCCUAGUUAAUGUAUGAGUAGCAGCACAAAGUAGAAACAGAAAAUAGUCUUAUAAAUAGUCAGGAUAAUAAACACUGUAUAAGGAGCAGUACUUCAAUCUUUUGUUGACAAUAAUACAUGUAUGUGAAGGGUAACCCUCUCUUAACAGUACUUUAUCCCUUUACCAUGCAUUACCUAGAAUAAUAAUUAUAUUGUAUAUCCUAUAAAUCAUCAGGAAGCACCCUCCUCUUUACUCCCUGAUUUAUACUGGCCAAUGACAUGAAGGAGACAAGUGUUGCUUGCAAUCUGAGAAAUUGUGAUUACCCAUUGGUAAUGACCCCCCAUCCUAUAAUCAUUUUAAUCAUGGCAGCACCUCCGCCACAUCUUGACUAGCCUAUAAUAACAGAUGGAAUAGUGGAGGUGUAAACAACAUGUGAUGAAUCCCUGCAUUCUAGUUGGUUUGGGGGGGGGGCAUUUUAAAGGUGUUUGCAACACUUUUCAUAAACCAGCAAGGACAACAAAAUAGCUUCCAGCAGUAAUAAUGGUUCAAUGUUAACAGAAUGGCAGCAGUAUCACAGACCUCUGAACAGGCAAUUGUGUAUGAACAGGCACAUAGUUAUCAAUGUGUUGGGUUCACAUGAGUUCUAUGAAUUUUCUCCUCCUCUACCUUUAUCACAAUUCACCUUCAUUCGCUGGGUGUAUUUUCACAUUACUUCUCAUAUUUACAAAAAAUCGCAAGUAAACUUUUUCAAGAGAAAUGUGGUGAAUUUGCUCCUGGCAUAAUUCUCUAGAGGAUCUUUGCCGUGAAGAUACAAACUAUGGAGAAUAAGUUUGGAGGGGCAACGUACAUAAGGGGAUUCAAAAGUCCCUGCUCUAUCUUUAAAAUGGUAGUUCACCAGCCUGAAUGUGGAGACAUUUCUCUUGGUGAAAAUUCGUUCUGGUGCUCAUAGUAAAUUGGAGAAAAUUCACUGGAGAGAUUUCACCUGGAGAAGAGAUGCCAAUUUAUGCUGAUGCAAACAGAAUUUUUACUACUGCAAAGUUAAUUCUCCAAAACUUGUUGUAUUCUCCUUACAGUAAAUUGGUGAUUUUGUGGGGGAUCUCAAUUUUUGGUGAAAUUACAGCAUCCUUUAGUAAAUAUGCUCCUAUGUCUUCUGUAAACUGACUAGCUAGGCUUUAAUGUCUCUUUAUUAGCCAGUUGAGGCUAAACAGACCCAGCUGGUCAGUUUGUAGCAUCUGCUUUGCAUACUGUUUGCGGGAGACCCUGGGACUCAUUUAUCAACACCUGGCAAAAUUGCCCAGGGGCAGUUACCUAUAACAACCAAUCAGUGAAUAGCCUUUUAAUGCCAACUGCAAGUAGAACAAUGAAAUCAGCAAUGUGAUUGUUUGCCGUGUGUUAUUGCCCAUGGGCAAAUUUGCCCGGUGUUGAUAAAUGACUUCCCGUGUCUGAAGCCCAACUCUCCAACCCUUGUCUUGAAAGGAAAUCUAUAUUUUGAUUUGCCUUCCCAGGCCUGUGUUGGAUCCGAAAGGAAAAGUAUUUGAAAACCAUGUAAUUGGAGAAGUAAUUGUGUAGAGUAAUAAAGCGGUGGUAGUAGCCAGCAAACCCCAAAAAGGACCCCACUUCGACAUGCAUUUUUGUAAUUUACUUCUCCGCUCCUGCACAAUACCUCAAACCAUUUAGCUAAGAGCUUGCUUUCUGAGGAAGGGAGGAGUAACUUUAUCUCCUGGCUGAAAUACCCAAAGAUGAGCAUUUCAAUUAAAAUGUUGCUCUGGCAAACUUA
This is a messenger RNA of Xenopus laevis (African clawed frog), 3795 nucleotides long. RefSeq names its product RING finger protein 112-like. The record is from RefSeq and is a predicted model, not a curated record. NCBI's taxonomy places the organism in Eukaryota, Metazoa, Chordata, Amphibia, Anura, Pipidae. Bases 68 to 2005 code for a protein of 645 amino acids. The transcript is spliced from 15 exons.